This is a messenger RNA of Quercus robur (English oak), 3138 nucleotides long. Its product is annotated as receptor-like protein kinase FERONIA. The coding region runs from base 97 to 2733 and encodes 878 amino acids. Lineage: Eukaryota; Viridiplantae; Streptophyta; Magnoliopsida; Fagales; Fagaceae. Gene Ontology annotation, biological process: protein phosphorylation. Gene Ontology annotation, molecular function: protein kinase activity; ATP binding. The transcript is spliced from 2 exons. The record is from RefSeq and is a predicted model, not a curated record.
CAACUUCCCACACGGCCCCCACCCCCUCCCGCUUAUUACCCCCAGCAUUUUUAACAGAGUACAGACCUAAAAGCUACUCAGGAACCUCUUGCUCCCAUGAAGAACCACUCAAUGUUGACACAUUUCUUCUUCAUCUUCUUCCUCUUUUUUUUCCUCCUUCACCAUAUCACAGUUGCUACUUCCACACCCCCUUACACAGCUGUUGAUAGUAUUACCCUCGACUGUGGCUCUAUCCGCAACUCAAAGGCUACCGAUAAGCGUGACUGGAUCGGAGACAAAGGUUCCAAGUACGGUCCCAUGGAACAAAACAACGAAUCUUAUUCCUCUGAAGCCCAACGCCAAGCAUCAUCCGUUGAGUCUAUCCCCUACAGUACAGCUCGGUUGUCUUAUUCCCAAUUCACAUAUGUGUUUCCGGUCACACCUGGCCCGAAAUUCGUUCGGUUGUACUUUCACUCAGCUGCAUACUCAGGUUUCACUGAGUCUAAAGACUUUUUUACUGUCAAAGCGGGUUCGUACACCUUACUUAGAAACUUCAGCGCUUCCAUUUAUACUGAUUCUUCAGACGAAAAGUCUUUUGUUAAAGAGUUCUGCAUCAAUGUUGAAAAAAAUAAAAAAUUGAACUUAACCUUCAUUCCUUUUACAAGUGAUUCUAUUAGGUACUAUGCUUUCAUUAAUGGUAUUGAGGUUGUCUCCAUGCCUAUGGACCUGUACUAUACCUCAAGUAGUUCUAUUAUAGAAGGUAAAGUUCCUGUUUAUGUUGGCCAGGCUCCUCAGUUCUACAUAAACGACAGCAUGGCACUCGAGAUGGUUUAUCGAUUAAACAUUGGCGGGAGCUCCAUACCCCCAAUGGAAGACACUGGAAUGUUUAGACAAUGGUCCAAGAGCACAAAGGAUAAUUUGUUGAGCAACGGUACAAAUCCUCGUGAUCCAUCUUUGAAACUCAAAUACUCAAAAAUACCAAAAUACAUUGCACCUGAAGCUGUCUAUCAGUCUGCAGCUACAAUGGGUCCCAACAGGACUAGGAACUCAAUGUCUAAUUUGACAUGGGGAUUACCUGUCGAGACGGGAUUUAAUUAUCUGGUGAGGCUCCAUUUCUGCGAAAUAGAAUCUAGGAUAAACGUCUCUGGCACAAGGGUAUUCACCAUCUAUGUAGAUUAUCAGCUAGCAGAAGAAACGGCAGAUGUAAUAUCGUGGGCUGACAGUAGCUAUACGCCAUACUACAAGGACUACGUAGUAAUGAUCCAAAACAAGGGCGAGGACAGUCAUACUCUGGCCAUUGAUUUACACCCUAGAACAGAUGCAACUUUCCGCGAUGCCAUUUUAAACGGUGUGGAAGUGUUCAAAUUGAGCGACCCAUCUGGCAAUCUUGCUAGACUAAAUAUGGUCCCUCCACAACAACCUGCUCUGGCAGCCAACAAGUCUAAGACAAAGAAAACAAUGUUCAUUGCUAUUGGAAUUGGUGUUGGCUUUUUAGUCGUGGCCGCUCUAGUGUGUUUCUUGGUUCUCUGUAAAUUGAAGAAGACUGAGCGUUAUGGUUCUUACCAUCCACUAGCAAAGUGGUGGUGUUGGUUUUGGCCAGAUCCUUACAAAAGAGAGUUCUCAAGGAGAACAGCUUCAUCACUGCCUGGAGAACUAUGCCGCUACUUCAGACUAGAUGAAAUCAAAACAGCAACCAACAACUUCAAUGAAGAUCUAAUUGUCGGUGCAGGUGGCUUUGGCAAUGUUUACAAGGGUCUGAUUGAGCAAGGUAAUAUAGUGGUGGCAAUCAAGCGCAUGAAACAAGAGUCUCAACAAGGCGCUCAUGAGUUUAUGACAGAAAUUGAGAUGCUUUCUAAACUUCGUCAUGUGCACCUUGUAUCUCUCAUUGGAUACUGCAAUGAUGAGGGUGAGAUGAUACUUGUUUACGAGUACAUGACAAAUGGUACCCUCCGCCACUACCUUUAUGACACCCCUAAUGAUCCCCUCACCUGGAAACAAAGGCUCCAGAUAUGCAUAGGAGCAGCACGUGGUUUGCACUACCUACACACAUGUACAAAGCACCCUAUUAUCCACCGUGAUGUGAAGACAACAAAUAUUCUAUUGGAUGAGAAAUGGGUAUCCAAGGUUUCAGAUUUUGGAUUGUCCAAAAUGGGUUUGGAUAACACUGCCGUUAGUACCCUAGUAAAGGGGACAUGGGGGUAUUUGGAUCCAGAUUAUGCAAGGCACCAACAAUUAACUGAGAAAUCAGAUGUGUACUCAUUUGGUGUAGUGAUGUUUGAAGUGUUGUGUGCUCGGAAAGCAUUGAACCAAAGACUCCAACAAGAGGAACGAAAUUUGGCAAGCUGGGCUCGAAAAUGUAUUGAGAGAGGGACCAUUAGUGAAAUCAUUGAUCCAUAUCUAAUGAACAAGAUAGCGCCAGAGUGUUUCAAGGUAUAUGUGGAACUUGCAGAGAGUUGUGUAAGUGAUCAUGGAAUCGAACGGCCCACAAUGAAUGAUGUGAUGGAAAAGUUGGAGUUUGCAUUAGAGCUCCACGAUUAUGCAGAAGCAACCAAGGAUACCGAUUCAAAAGUGGUAUCAUUUCAUGUUGCUACUGCCAAUGGAGCUCCUUGGUACAACAAUGUUUACCAUGGACAGGUGUUGGAGUCAAGUAGUGGAACUGAGUUAAGUACCGUUAAUACUGGAUUAAGUUACCCUGGUCUUGAUUCUAUUACUACUAGUAUCACAAGUCAAGAUGACUCCUCGGCUUAUGCGUGAAUCCUUUGAGUUCUGCUCUUUUAAGCAUGUAAAUAGAGUUUUUAAUGUUGUAGCGCAUGAGCUUGCUCAGCUGGCGCGGUGUGGUGAAUCUUCAUGCUCGUGGUAUGGGGUUUACCCCCCUGCUGUGUCUGUGUUAGUCCAAAAUGACUUGUUGUAUUCGGCCUAAUGCCCUGCUGUGAUUGUCCCUCUGUUGUGUUGUUGUUGGCCUGCUGAGUUUGUUCCUCUGUUGUGUUGUUGUUGGCCUGCUGAGUUUGUUCCUCUGUGGUGUUGUAUUUGGCCUACUGCCCUGCUGUGUUUGUCUCUCUGCUGUGUAUUCCUUUCAGGUUUUAAUGAUAUAUUCUUCCACUUCAAAAAAAAAAAAAAGAUGACUCCUCGGCUACUAAAAAUAGUAGUUCUUCAGCUUUA